UUCAAGACUAGUAUACCAACUCUAUAUCAAUACAAGACUAGUAUACCAACUCUAUAUCAAUACAAGACUAGUAUACCAACUCUAUAUCAAUACAAGACUAGUAUACCAACUCUAUAUCAAUACAAGACUAGGAUAUCAACUCUAUAUCAAUACAAGACUAGUAUACCAACUCUAUAUCAAUACAAGACUAGUAUACCAACUCUAUAUGAAUACAAGACUAGGAUAUCAACUCUAUAUCAAUACAAGACUAGUAUACCAACUCUAUAUUAA
This is a messenger RNA of Lottia gigantea (owl limpet), 270 nucleotides long. RefSeq lists its product as hypothetical. The transcript has a single exon. The record is from RefSeq and is a predicted model, not a curated record. The annotation marks the transcript as partial. Lineage: Eukaryota; Metazoa; Mollusca; Gastropoda; Lottiidae.